Saccostrea echinata is the source of this 1379-nucleotide messenger RNA. RefSeq lists its product as uncharacterized. Bases 48 to 890 code for a protein of 280 amino acids. NCBI's taxonomy places the organism in Eukaryota, Metazoa, Mollusca, Bivalvia, Ostreida, Ostreidae. The record is from RefSeq and is a predicted model, not a curated record. The transcript is spliced from 8 exons.
GUAACAUUGGCAGUCUUUGUGUAUCCGACGGUCAGAAAAACGACGCCAUGGUCUGUUUGUAUUGUGAUACGUCACUCACUAGAAGAAACUGGUCAUUUAAUCAAGAUUACUGCAUGAUAAAUGGAAGCUGUAUAAGACAUGGGAGUUCAGAACAGAACAAAGAAUGUAGAGUCUGUGAUGUACAUACCAACCACAGUGUCUGGCAAAUAAAAAAUGGACACUGUUAUAUACAAGAGAGCUGCUUCAAAGAUUUCGAAGUGAAUACAAGUUUUCCUUGCCAAAUAUGCAAUUCAUCCAAAGAUACUUUUCACUUUUCCACAAACCCAGAUUAUUGUAUGAUAAAUGGACAUUGUGUAAAACAUGGGGAUACCUCACAAAAUAAAAAUUGUAAAGUUUGUAAUGCAUAUACAAACAGCACCGUUUGGCAGCAAAAAGAUGCAUACUGUAAUAUUGGUGAUCUGUGUGUGGCUGACGGACAGAAGAAUAAUGGCAAAUCUUGUUUAUAUUGCAACACGUCUCUCAACAGAGGAAACUGGUCAUUGAGUCAAGGACAUUGCUACAUACACGAAAACUGUUUGAAAGAUUUUGAAAUAAAUUUGGAAUUCCCUUGUCAGUUUUGCAACUCAUCAAACCAUGUGUAUGAAUUUUCUCCAAACUCAGCUUGUUUGUCUUCAAAAGCUGCAAAAGUUAUAGAAGAAUCCCCAUUUUCAAAUCCAACUUUUGUUGCAACUGUGUCCAUAAUAGGCAUAAUCUGUGUCAUCACCAUUGUUAUAGUGAUCAUAUACAGGAUUAACAUGAAAUGGACUGAUCUCUGCUCAACAGGAAAUGAGGCCACAUAUGAUGGAAAUGUGGGAUUAACCAUUUACAAAAAAAUUAACACAGAAGACUAAUAUUUUCCCAAUACAUUCAUAUUAAAAUUACGUGAUAUAUAAAAUGUCGUUCAUUGAAUCAAGAAGAAAUUACUAACUGCAAAAAUAUUUUUAUAUAUUCAUAUAUUUUUUAUGAAUAUUGUUUUUAGAUUUUACUGAUAUAUUUUGGCUUGAAUUAAGGAAAUCAUUCAAUUAAAAUAAAUAUAGCAAAAAUGGAGAUCACGAUGAACUUUAUGAAAUUUAAUCGAUUCUGAAAUUAUAUUUAAUACAACCUCGGAAAUUUUGCAAAAUAUAGAAGUGUCAAGAAAAAACUUUUUAAAAAAUACAAAUUUCUCCAAAUGUAGGCCAAGAAAUGCGUCAUUAGUGUAAUAACCCUUCUUAUAAAACUGAAAAUCGACAACAUUGUUGCUAAAUGUAUUAUUAAUAAUAAUAAUCAUUAAGAAGUGUUAUUUACGAUAAUCAUUUACUUCAAAAAGUGACUCAACCAAUUUCAGUAGUUUGUAUAUUAAU